This is a messenger RNA of Nothobranchius furzeri (turquoise killifish), 4549 nucleotides long. RefSeq names its product family with sequence similarity 131 member Ab (gene fam131ab). The record is from RefSeq and is a predicted model, not a curated record. NCBI's taxonomy places the organism in Eukaryota, Metazoa, Chordata, Actinopteri, Cyprinodontiformes, Nothobranchiidae.
GUAUAUAAAACACACCAGCGUGGGGUUGUGUACAUAUGUGUCCGGCUGCAGUGCGCGCUCUCUGAGUGGAAGAGCGCAUGCAGAGGCAGGAGACACGGAUCCAAUCAGGACGGGGUCCGAACCUGAUGCAGACAAAGCGCUGCCCGUCCGUUGUGGUGCUGAACCGCAGGGCGCUCACCCCGCCCGCUGACGCAGCGCAAACUCAGCAACUAACGCAAACUUUGUCUGCAUGGACCUGCAACCAGACCGAUAGCAGGGAGCUGAAGUGAUGGCCGCACUCCGCCCAACUGCCAUGGACUUCGAUCCGGCUGCGUGAGCAGGCAUUGGACCGGAACUCGGCGGAGCUUCCGCAGACGAGCUGCGUUUCCACCACCGAGGUACGCUCGGCGUCUCUUUACUCACGGAUCAGGUGGAAGGAGGUGAGGUAGAGGGGGAGAAUGGGCUGCAUCAGCUCCAAAUCGCCUGUGGGUGAACGUUGACAACACCACUGAAAUGCUACCAAAGUCAAGAAGAGCUCUCACCAUCCAAGAGAUUGCUGCUUUAGCACGGUCCUCCCUGCAUGGUAUUUCCCAGGUGGUGAAGGACCAUGUGACAAAGCCUACAGCCAUGGCGCAGGGCAGAGUAGCCCAUCUGAUUGAAUGGAAAGGCUGGUGUAAGCCCAUGGACACUCCGGCAGCCUUGGAGUCAGACUUCAACUCCUAUUCUGACCUCACAGAGGGGGAGCAAGAGGCUCGCUUUGCUGCUGGUGUGGCAGAGCAGUUUGCCAUCGCCGAGGCCAAGCUGAGGGCCUGGUCCUCUGUGGACGGAGACGAGUCCAACGAUGACUCAUAUGAUGAAGACUUCCUGCCUGCUACUGAGCCUGCCACACAGAGCACAGAUGUGGCUUCUUAUCCACCGUACUUGAAGGACCUGAUCAGCAGCCAGCUUUGCCAACACCUGGGUCUGAGAAGGCCUUUUUCCGAGAGCGGAGGAGGGAGGGGAGAGGGAGGCAGCAGCAGAGAGCCCUCCCCCACAGCGGGAUCUCCGGAUACCCUGUGCUCCAGCCUCUGCAGCCUGGACGAGCAGCACCCGCUGCUGCGCGACCUGUGCAGCCAUCAAAGCAGCCACGCCCAAAGCACCACUGCUGAGCUCGCUGCCAAGAUCCUAUCUGCCCUGCACGGAGGGGAGGAGCUUCUGGCCCGACUUCAGCGGGUAGGGCAGAGCGGGCCGGGUGGGGGUGACAGUGGCUUCCACAGCCUGGGUGGAGGCAGUCAGGGAAACAGGCUUUUUGGGGGUCAGGACUCUCCUUGCUUCUCCAUGUCUUACUCUGAGGCAUACCUGUCCCCUGGAGAGGAUGACGACAUCCCUUGCAAGGACUAUGAGAGCACUGAGUGCCAAGAGGAGACAGAGGAGAGCAGGGUGGAGUACCCACGUGACUACGACCCACGUAGGAGGUUGUCUGAUGUAGCCUCAUCUGGGGUUGUGUCCCUGGAUGAGGAAGAGGAGGAGGAGGAGGAGAGAGCAGGGGAGUCUGACAACCACUGACUCCUGGACUUUUUUACUGACGCGCUACAACCUGGGAGAUCUGCUGUUUUUGAUUUGUAUUUUUUUAAAAACUUCUCAACCCACAGAGUAUGUUUGAAGGUGUUAUCCCCCCCCCCCCCCCCCCCCCCCGACCCUUUUGACUGAUAUAUAACUCAUCCGUCUUUGCCUUGCAUCAUUUCCAAUCUCCGUCUCAUCCCUUAAGUGCUCUGUCCCCGUCCCACAGACCGAACAAUCUCUUUCAUCAGUGCAAAAGCAGGACCGGCCUCGGUCCUGCCUGGACCGGACUAGGAGCAGCAGGUUGACUCACGGAGAUGACGCCCGCCGUUUUCAGCUCUGUCCCUCUCUGCUGCGGUGGACAGAAGGACCGAGGGUCCAGAACUUUUCUCUGCAUGUGUUUUGUGAGUGCUGAAACCACCGGGCUGACGAUCUGCAGCACGAUCUGUAAUCUGAGCUGUGGGCCCCACCCCCCUUUCUUCCACAGAGGCCAGGUUGACAAUGCAUCCCUGCACCUGCUCUCCGUCCCUCCUCCACUUCCUUUGCAAGACCCUGAGAUGCAUCCUUUAAGGCAUGGCUUGCUGAGCAUGCCAUACUACUUAACCCUGUCACUACCAAUUAUGAGUAAAUGCUGGAAUGUCUUGAAAGUGACAGGAAACGGUGUGUAUUUUAAAUGAAAGUAAAAAAAAAAAAAAAGGUUUGUCACAACAGAAAUGAUAUGCUUUUCUUCUACUAGUUUUCUAUGAGUCAAACAUGUUGUUGGUGUAAUCAUCAUAUUUCCUGGUGUUCUGUGGGUCCUGCAUGGAAGACACCAGGACUGUGGUCGUCUUAAAAAUAAAAACACACAGCAGCAUCAGCAGCGAUGGCGGGAAACACAACGAAUGUUCAAGAAGCGACGCUUCAUCGACGGACGUUUGGCAGGAAGUGAUGUGGGAGUGUUUUCCUGGGAAAAGAGGACCGUUGCACCUGAGAUUUCCUCUAUUUUUGUAUACGUUGUCUUGCUUUGAUCUCUUUGCCUAUGCGGCGUGCCAGUGUAUGUGGUUUUUGCACGAAGCUAAUGUGGCUGUAGAUUUCUCCUGUUCUUUGUUAUCACUGUGUGAUAUAGUCUACUGGGAAAAAAAACACUACAAAUGUGAACAAAAAGUCUUAUUUUCAGUUUUUUUUAAUUCAAAAGAGGAUACUGUGAUCUUUUUCACCAUCUGUCAUGAUCCUCCUGAAGAGCCUGUGUUGUUUCAUUGGUUUAAAACCUUCAGAGCGCUCUUCUUGGUUCGUUUUGGAAGCUCUGCCUUUGAUUCUGUCCGUAGACUUUCUAUGAUGCUUGUAAAAGGGCGUGUUAACAUCAUCUCCAUGGUGACGUCUGAGGUCAUUCAUGCAACUCAGGAACUUCCAUCAGACGCUUUCCGCCGACAUGCACAACGUUGCUCCCCUCUCAUCCUCCAUGAGUGUGCUGUGGGGAUUGAGUGUGAGAGGAAACGUCUGUUCUGCGUUUGUUUUCUACAGAUAAUCCAAGCACAGACUCGGUUUCCCUCUCAACAGUUUUGUUUUCCAAAAGCCUCGAUGAGAAAGUUUGUAUUUUGGCAUCUUGUUUUAUGAAACUACAUGGAAUUGUGUGUCGUACGAUGUCAGCGAGCACCUGGUGCUUGCACCGUAAAUCCAUUCCAGAGUCCCUCUGAUGCAGCGAUUCCCUUUAAAACAGCGUCAGGCGUGGCUGAGCUUCUGUUGGAUGUUGGACUUUCGCCAGUUCUCAAGAUCUCAAACAAAAACAAAAAAACAACCACAGAGUCUUUAAACUACAGAAUCUCGGUUUAUAAAGGAAGUGACAACUCAGGGGGAACCAUUAAAGCUGUGCCUUUCACCUUUGACCUCUCAAACUGCAUCAUCGUCAUUACAUCCUCCUUGGUGCCACUUAGACCAGAGAUUGAUUUCUGUUCUGUUCCGCAUUUGAAUCUGAGGACGAGAAAAGUGAAAGAUGAAGGUUUGCAUUGGAGAAAAGCAUCACUGUCCUGUUGCAUCUUGCUGCAGGUCACAGUGGGCCGAUUUACGUCAUCGUCCUCUGGGUUGUCGUUAAAAUCCAGCGAUGGAGGCAAGGCGAGGUCGUGCUUUUGAUCGGGUACAGUGACGUGAGCUCGCCAUUGUUCCUCAUCACUCACUCUCCUCUGUUUUUCAGCUCGCUUUCUCUUCACACGUUUUCUGUCUGUAAAUCUGAAGGUCCCGUCCUCUAGAGGCUCUUCUACAAAGUGUGUGUUUGUGUUCAGCUUGUAGACACGAGCCGACAUUGGAUACUUUUCAGAGAAUUACUCCAGAUUCUCUCUGAGUGUGUGCAUGCAUGCAUGCGCGCGUGUGUGUGUGUGUGUGCGUGUGUGUGUGUGUGUGUGUGUGUGUGUGUGUGUGUGUGUGUGUGUGUGUGUGUGCGUGUGUGUGUGUGUGUGUGUGUGUGUGUGCGUGUGUGUGUGUGUGUGUGUGUGUGUGUGUGUGUGUGUGUGUGUGUGUGUGUGUGUGUGUGUGUGUGAUAGGGGCAGGAGGACCCAGUGCUAUAAAAAGACAUCAAAACAUUUGUCAGACAGCGUGGCGGCAGGAGGGCCCAUAAAUAUUCAGCUGGUGUUGGUGCCUCCGUCACCCUGUAACCUACUGAUCAUCUCAGAACAAAGCAGAUGGGCCCGGGGACUGCACCAGGACCCCCAUCAGCUUCUGGGCCAGAACUGGGUAAAGUGUAAAAACCUAAGAACAGAGAUCAGUCCUGAUGCUUCAAGAGACCUCCCCUCCCCGACAGGUACUCUGACCGGGCAGGAGGAGAGGGAUGACCCAUGACGAAUGUACUGAUUCAUCUCCAGCAUCCGACUCACCCCCGACCAUUCCCAUUCCCGUCUCUUUCUUUAUGCCUCUUUCCUGUUUCCCUUUGGGAAUGUUUCUGUUUUGGCUGAAUGUAAUUAUUUAUUUAAAAGUCGUCAUUUUGGAUUGAAAAUUUGUUUGCUGCAUCUGAAAUAAUUUCCAGAUAAUAAAAUAUUGUUUUUGUCCUUUGCAAGAAAUUCCA